CACCACCAUUUGUUUUGGGGAAAAUAAUCAGUCCAAGUCCUAAGUAUAAGUGUUUUGUAUACGAUUUCAAUAACACGUGCAAUAACUGUCAGUCACAGGCGCUGUGCGGACAGACGGACACGUAUUAGGUAAUCUGUGUAGUGUAAGCAUGUAUUUGAAGAUAUUCGUGGUUUUAGUGCAAUUUCUUUGUGUUAACUUUGCUAAGGAUUUGAGGAUUAAACCAGACCGCUACAUAAUAACCUGUCAUACAACAGACUUUGAAUGCUUCAAACGCCAGUACCUAGGUCUCCGAGACCACGUGCUCCUAGGAAACGAGAAACUAGGUAUAGGGACCUACGAGCACUUCCGGUAUAAAUAUGGCGAUAGCGGAACUUGCAUCAAACUUUCUGGUAUUGAAGAGAGCGAGCUGGUGGCUAUCAGCAUGGACAGUCGUCAUAAGGAGUACUCUAUUAUUAUUGAAAUGCCGCUAAGAAUUGUUCAAGUCAACAACGAAAGCAUGCCAUGCACCAAGCCGAACAAAGCGUUCGAGGGUGUGGGGGCACAUAGCGGUCCACUAAGAAGAUUCUCAGGAAAUGCUACCGUCCAAAUAACGUAUCCAUAUACUUUACCCAAGAAAAAAGGUGAGGUGCAUAUGAACUUAAGCAACGAAAAUAUAGACGUCAUAUUGGACAUACCGGACUUGAGCCAUUUCAACAAGAACAGCAAGUUAGAAUCAAGACUGUACGAGUGGUCGGAGUGGGCGUACCACGUGGUGCAGCACACAGACGUCGCCCAAAAAGUGGUGAUGCCAUUCACCACCAAUCUGUGCACUGUUAUGGACCGGCUGCCCUUACACAGGUUUAUCCUGCUGUAUCCUGAAGAAGAAUACUCAAGUUUGCAAUUCAUGUACACAGGAAAAACAGUAGCCGACUGAAUUCCUCCUGGUUUGUUACUGUAAUAUUAUAUUUUUUAAAUAUACAUUAUAUUUUUAAUUUCACUGUACAUCGAAACUCGG
This is a messenger RNA of Manduca sexta (tobacco hornworm), 994 nucleotides long. RefSeq lists its product as uncharacterized. NCBI's taxonomy places the organism in Eukaryota, Metazoa, Arthropoda, Insecta, Lepidoptera, Sphingidae. The transcript has 8 exons. The coding region runs from base 149 to 913 and encodes 254 amino acids. The record is from RefSeq and is a predicted model, not a curated record.